CCGACGGCGGGCGUCUGGAGGGAGGGCGGGGGGCGCUCGGAGACCCUCGGGGCCCGCCGCGGAGAUGCGCCCGGGCCACCCUUCCCCGGACCGCAGUAGUGUGUGCCUGGUGGACAGCCGCGAACACCUCUAAAGCUGCACCUUUCACCCUCGGGAAAUGUUGGGGUGGCCGCGUCCGCUGGCUGUUCGCGGUUAUUGUCUGCUUUGAGGGGCCCACUUUGUCUAAGGAAAUGGCCAGCAUCUCGGAGGCGACGUUAUCAUCUGUUGGAUGAGGAUAAGGUGUCAGGCAGGGAGGAGUGGGUUUUCCACGGAGGUGCCUGCCUGCCUGCCUUAGGGGCGCCGAGAUUUCCCCCCUGGCUUCGCUUUUCUUUCCCUUCCCCCCCUUCGGAUUGCACAGGCUGGGCGGCGAGUUUCCACUUAAUUGUGACCUUUCCGUGGCUGUCAGGGUAGUGGGAGGUAGAUGCCUCGGUGAUGGUUUUAGUUUUCAUAUGGUACAGACAUGUGACGUAAGGUGGGGAGGCUUUUUUAACCUUUUAUUUAAACUCAAGUUAUCUAAGCUUGACAGGGAUGAUUUCCCAGCUGGAUUUUCUUAAGGAUUAUUUGGAGAGCGCUCAGCGGCUUCAAACUACAUAUUGCCAGAUGAUGUAAUGGGACAACCCCCCCCCCCCCCUUCCCUGUUUUUACUGAUGGUUAUGACUCUGGUACUUUGGAGCACACACACAAAAAUUAAUCUUUAACUUCUGGGAUUUUUAUUUGACAUAACAUGUACUUUCUGAAAGUUUGCUUUGGUACAUUUAAAGACCAUGACUUGUCAUGCAUCUGUGCUUGACAAAAUAGUAAAAGUUUAAAGAACAUGAUACAUUUUCUUUAUUCCUACUUGCAAUUCAUUUCUUAAAACCUCCCUCUUAAAUGACUAAGAAGUUACUAAAAUAGCUCACUCUUUAAAGCGUUAGGAAUAAUGUUUUGAUUCUGUAGGUUUUUCAAAAAUGUCUAAGGACUGUGAUAACUGGAAAUUGUUAGAACAGGCUCUCUUCAUUAAAUCAUUGUGGCUGUGUGGACAGUAAUAAAAGAACACAUAUGGUAAAAUAUAGCUACAGUUGAGUGGUAAAUUGGAGUUGCGGUUAGGAAUCACUUUGGGAAAUGCUUUGAAGGAAUUUGUCAUCCAACUGCUUGCAGACCCAUUGGGGUUCCUGUGUUGGUACCCUGGACUUUCAGAGCUUAUCCAGGACUUUCUGAACUUGCAAAAAGGCAGUGUUUUAAAAGUUCAUUUCUAAAUCGGUUGUUUAAAACAAUGAAUGCAUAUGCUUAUGAGAAACAGUUACAUGAAUGUGGGUCCUCAAGUGAGUGUCCUCCCCAAAACAUAUUUAUCUCAGUGUGGCUGAAAAAUUGAAGGCUUGUAAUAAAAACUUGGAGAAAUUGAUAGUACGGACCCAGGACUACAGACUGUUGCCUGAAACCCUUGGAAUUCAGAAAUUUUCAGAUUUUUAGGAAGGUAAUUUGGUAUAUAGGUCAUGUAUAAUAUCCACAAGUGGGGUCCUGGCCAGUUCCCUAUAAUCAACAUGUCAGUAGUUCUGCAGUGUAAUGUAUGUUUGUUCCCACUAAGUGAGGUGAAGUCAGACUUAAGUAUAAAUAGCAUCAGAUCAGUUCAGAUCAGGUUGGAUUGUCAAAGAGUUCAGGUCAGGUACAUGUUUCAUCACCAUAUGAGUUACAAAAGCCUUUCCGUUUUAAUAGCUUAUGGGGUUUCGGAAGUGUGAAUAAAGGAUUAUGGACUUUUACCACUAGUCAAACAGAAGAAUAGAGUUCAGUAAGCUUUUUUUUUUUUUAACCUUGAAUUACAGAAAUUAAAGAAAAUUGAAGAAAAUAUGUGUUUGGUUCUCCAGAGGGCAAGAGAGCUGGGAUGAUGUCUCAGUUCACCAGCAAGUGGGGAAGGCCUUGGUGUGGAGGGGCAGGGAAAGACAGUUUGUGGCCUGUUUGGUUCUUUUUCAGCCUCUAUUGUGGAUUAGAUGGAGCUUCUGGAAGUUUGCUUAGGAACCUGAUUGCCAUCAGUAACUUUUUUCUCUGGGCUACUUUCGUGAUUCUUUUUUGCCCCAGGUGAUCAGUUCUGUCUGUGUAGACUGAGUUCAUGAUUCAAUUAAUGUAACCCUCCAUUAUUGGCUUUUUCCAAAAAUCAUUCUAUCACGUUUUUGUGAGAGUUUGGAAAUAAUUCAGAGUGACAGCUCCCUAGAAUAAGUAGAAGGUCAGAUUAUGAUGACCCUAAUGAAGCCUGAAGAGUUGGGACUAUAUCCUGGAAGUUUAAAGAAAUGUGCAGGAGUGGGCUUCAGGGUGCUGGAAAGAGAACCCUAAAGUGAUUGAUCCUAAGACCCCUGAAGUGUGAAGGAAGCCCAUUCUAGCCAGGAAGUGCCUAACACAGUGGUCUCAAACCUGACUGACCAGAGUUACCCUGGUAGCACGUCAAAAUCCUAAUUCCCAGGUCUCCCUCCACAGCACCGGUUUUCAACGUUUGUUGCACCGUAGAAUCGCCUGGGGAGCUGUUAGAGCCAUCAUUGCCCGGCUUCAAAUGCAAGCCAGUGAAAUCGAUCUCAGGCUUCUUUUUACUUCUCACAUGUAGCUAAGAUUGAAAAAUUGAUGCUUUAUGUACUGAAUUAAGGGCUCCAUGGAAUCUGUGUUUUAACUACAUUGCUUCAAGUCUACUUAGUUGGUAGAGCAGUAUUUGAAAUGGACUGGUGAAAGGUAUGGAUUAAAUGAAUGGGGCACAGCAGAAACCAGGGGUGGUGGGAGAACUCAGAGAAAAGGUGGUUAAAGUGGCUCUAGGAUGCUCGAGAGGCUCAGGAUAGAGCCCUGAGAGAACCAUCAAGGUGCGUGGUUUGUGUGGCGAGGUCGUGCAGAUCUGCAGAGGUGAGGAGCCCAAGGAAUUGGAAAUAGUGCUUGGAUACGAAAGGCUGGUGGUGUGAACACUGAAGCUGCUGAGACUGAUGGAUUAGAGUGGAGGAGAAUAUUGCAAAUUAGUUGCUACUAUAGUUGCUAACGGAAGUUAGAAAAAUAUGGUGAAUGGGGGAGAAGAAAGUGGUCAAAGGAAGAGCAGAAAUGAGUGGUGGUGAGGAUGAGUUUGUCUACUUCAACAUUUAAAUCAGAUGAACAGGAAAAGGGAGGAGGUUCUCCACAGGAUAGGGUGGCAAGGAGUGGAAUGGGUUCUAGCAAGAGUUAGCUUUAAUCAGGUCAAGAAGGUGAAGGGAAAUGGGGAAAUUAGUUCAGGAUUUCAAAGAGAAGUUUGCCCACAGUGAGGGCCAGGAGACUUGUCAAGUAGGUGGAAGGUGAGGGAAGGUUUUGAGGGAAAGCACAAAGUUUGUGGAGAAGAUUUGAUAGGAAAUCAGUAGCAGGAAUGAGAAGUUUGUACACAUUGUAUGAGGUAUGUAUAAAUGGGCUUAGUGGAACCACUAGCCAAAAUGUAACUACCAGUUAUUAAACACCUAUUAUGUUUAGCUUUGGGCUAGAUGCUAAGAAAACAUAAAAACAAGGUUUAAAAACAUGCCUGCCUCGGGGUAGGCAGGGCUAACACAUAGAAACAUAACAAAGCAAAGCAAUGUGUAGAAGUCACAGUGAGCCAUAGAAACAAUUUGCCCCAUAGGAGACCAGAGUAAGGAAAUCAAUGUGUGCAGAACUGUGAAGAAAGGCCUGGAAGUAAAGGUAAUUAUUUAAGCUGGCUGGCCAUUGAAGGAUGAUAGGAUUUGGAUGGGCAAAAGAAAGUGGGAAAAGUACUCCAGUGGGGAAAACAACAUGAACAAGGCUUACAGAGAAGCAUUAGGGAGCCAUACAACGAGUCCAAUGGAAGCGUGCUGGGAACUUGUGGGAGGUAAGUAAGAUUGCAUGGGGGCUGGAGUCAGAUCACUAGGCACAGAAGUAUGGACUUUUUUUUUUUUUUUUUUUAUCCAUGGUUAGUGGGAAGCCACUGGAGUUGCUUGAAUAGAGAAUGAAUGGCAUAAUGAAAUCCAUGGUGGUGAUUAGCAAUAGCAUGGACAGGAGGAGGAAGAGUGUAAAGGAAGGAGCUUUGUAGUCAGUACCCAAGAUGACAGGUGCAUCCACUCAGGUGGUGGCCAUGUGAUAAGGGUAAGGGGUGGAGGAACCCGCGUGAUGUGGAACCUUAUUAGAGAACAGAAUGAAAAAGAGGGAAGAUUGAUACAUAAAAGGAUUCUGCAGUUUCCAGACAGGUUCUCUCAGAGAAACAUGUUUACAUAAAAAGGUAAUCCAGCCAACAUCAUUCCAAAUGAUGUGUAUAAACUCACAUAAACUCUGUCCCAUCUAGUGUUCGGAACAAUCUAACAUACGGAGAAUCUUGUGCCCUUUGUCCAUCUUGUUCUAAACAAGAGGUGAGACAGGAAAGAGUGAAGGCUGUGGUGCCGAAGGUAUUUUAAGCAAUUGAAUAAACAACAGAUAUUACAAAAAUACAUCAUAUAUGUGUAUGCUUAAUACAUAUAAAUCAUAAAUAAUAGCUAGUAUUUGAGUACCUACUCUACACUAAGCAUUUUCCCUGUGUCUCUUGUUUAGUCAGAUUGCAACCAAAAACAGUCACCACAACCACUGUGAUGGUGAGGAAGAUAAUCUUCUUAUUUCACAGAAAAGGAAUCUGAGAGUCAGAGAGGUUACCUGUUCCUUGCUGGAGGGUAAAAUGGCCGGUUAGGAGCAGAGUUGGUUUUAAAAUUGAGAUGUUUCUGACUCAAAAACUCUAUAGUCUGCUCUUUCCACAUACUAUAUUGCUGGUGAGGGGCAGUGUGGUUCAAAAAACCUGCACCUACAGCAGUAUUUGUUAUUUUUGAAAAGAGGUUAUGGUCCAGUGACAAGUUUGUUCAAAACUUUGUUACUGGAGAUAGAACUAUUAUGGAAGAGAAAGAUGUGUUCAAGGAUAUCUGAUAGUGUCAGUUUUCGUGAUGGUGUGAAUGUAUCAUUAACUUCUAUGUAAAAUAAAGCAGUCUAAUUAGAGAAAAAUAAUCUGAGAGUCUUGCAAUGUAAAAAGGAAGGGCUAUAGCUAUAUAAACACAUAUCCAGGGUGUCUCUAAUUUUGAGUGGGUUGUAAAGUCUGUUUGUCAAUUUUUUUAACUGCACAGCCAUUAUGUAGUUGCCUGCUUACUCUCUCAUUCAUAACUAAUUCAGAAUGUUAGGACGUGAGUAAUUUGACUAUAUUUAACAAUUGGAGAAAAGUGGUCAUUGUGCGUUGUGAACCAGGGAACCUCCAAAAGUGCCUUAUAUGAUUCUGAAUCUUCUUCACAGGGGAGAUGAGAAGACUAAAUUAAUACACAAAAAGCAUUUAGGAAAGAGGCUUGACAAAGUGAGCUGAAUAAAUGUUGGAUGAUAUUAUUAUUAUUAUUAUUUGCAAACCAACAUCUGUCGCUGGAAAGCUGUUUGUAAGCCAGCCAGCCCUUUCUAAGUCCAUCCUGUGGCUUUGGUACUCUCCUUCACAACUUUGUGUAUCAAGCCUCCAGCCCCGUACCACCCUGUCUUCUUUCUCCUUUCCUUCUGUGCGUAGACACCACACACACACAUACACACACAGACACUCACACACACUGAAUUAAAGGACCUCACGCGUCCUCUGAACUCUUCAGGGCUGGUGUAUGCCUGGGUUCACGUGAAUUUCUUUUUGGAGAGGAAAAGAAAUAGCUUCACAAAGGGAUACAGCUAGUGUUGCCAGAGCAGCAGCUUGUUUUGGCAUAGUGUUUGGAAAUUAACUUAUUUUGAGUUUGAGUUGAGGAAGAGAGAGUAGAGAAGGAUCAACAGAAGACAAGUGAGGAAGUAGGUGGAGCUGAGAAGGCUCUGGGAAGCUUUGAUUUGCCUACUUUUUCUCUGGUCUUGCCUUGCAAAAAUGUUAGACUGCUACGCCUUAUAUGAAUAACAAGUUGUUCCUAAGUUGAUAUUUGUAACUUAGUGACAUUUUAGUACGCAAUCAAAAAACAUCUUUGGGGGAAUGAUUGUAGUAAAUGAAUAUGCCUCUUAAAAAUAGAAAUUAUUGGGGUGCCUGGGUGGCUCCGUCAGUUAAGUGUCCGACUUCGGCUCAGGUCUCAUGAUCCUGUGGUUCAUGGGUCGGAGCCCCAUGUAGGGCUCUGUGCUGACAGCUGGGAGCCUGGAGCCUGCUUUGUGGAUUCUGUCUCUUGCUCUCUCUGCCUCUCCCCUGCUCGUACUCUGUCUCUCUCUCUCAAAAAUAAAUAAAACAUUUUUUAAAAAUUUUAAAAUUAGAAAUUAUUGAAAUUUUACUAAUUCAACUGAAUUGAAAAGUCUGUCUGAAGUCUGAGCCUAGUCAUUAAAAAGAGCUCUCUUUCAAAUUACCUUGCUUUUGAUCCACAUGUUUUUAUUAAAGAAUAGCAAAUUGGUUGAGGAAUUGCGAUUGCAUCAAAUCAGACAUUUUAGAAGUAGUAUUUUACUGUAUAAAGAUAAUCUGUUGAUGAAAAAUUUUUUUCUAUUCCUAUGUUGUAAGAUAUGUGAAUAAAAUUUCCCAUGCCACCUUGCUUUCCUGAUAAGUGAAUACUGAAUUUUCUGAGCUUCAGGACUAACCUUUCUUUUAUAUUAAGUCGGAUUACUUUUCAGUUAUUUAUAAGAUUAAUUAAUUGCAUUGUGACUUUUCUGGUGUCAAGAUUUUGUUUCAGAAUCCACAUCCUUAUUCCUAGUCUCCUUUGAAAGAGUUGGUUUAUGUCACUUAAGAAAAGCAAUUCCACUUGGACUGGUGCUACUUAGUUUGGGAGGGAAGUUCACACCUUGCAAGUAGCUAACUUUUCACAUCUUAAUAGAAGGCUACAGAGCAAAGUUAGCACUUUUGAUUUUAUAACGCAGCAUCCUAAUAGGGAACUGUGAAAAAAAAAAAAAACAAAAAAAGAAAAACAAAAUGUCUUUAUCCAGUAACAGGGCUUAAAAUAGUCUCCUUUGUAGACUAAAUACAAUUGAGGCCUCUCAUCUGAUGUGUCCCUAACUGGUGGUUUAGGUCAGUUUCUAUUAAAAAAAAAAAAAUUGAUAAAGCAGAGAAUCUUAAAUGCUUUUUAUUUUAACUUAAACAUAUAAAAAACUUUAAUGUUUAUUUUUGAGAGAGGGAAAGAACAGGGGAGGGGCAGAGAGAGAGGGAAACACAGAAUCCGAAGCAGGCUCCAGGCUCUGAGCUGUCAGCACAGAGCCUGACAUGGGGCUCGAACUCACAAACCGUGAGAUCAUGGCCUGAACCAAAAUCAAGGGUCAGACCCUUAAUCGACUGAGCCACCCAGGCGCCCCAUUAACUUAAACAUAUAAAUGUACAUAUGUUCACCUGCCUUUUGAUACAGUGACCUUUACUCAGUAUCAUAGAAAGUCACUUAAUCUUUCGUAAAGUAGUUUUUCUAUGCAUGAUAGGUAGUCCCCGGACUCCUUAAUACUGAAUGAUACAUGCAUUACCUUAGGAGCACUUAAACUGUUGCUGAAAUAUUUAUCUUUGGAUUUGAAAAAUAAAUUUCAGUGAGGCAUGGCCCAAAGUAUAGAUUGCUAUUAUCCCUACAUGCGUAUCAGAAAUCACCAAUGCAAGAAACUCAGUUUUUAUCCAUUUAGAUAAUCUUUCGUUCUUUUUCUAUAGUCUGUUUUAUACUGCAUUUAUAUUUACCACUUUUCCAGCAAAGCCCUUCAUCCAAAAGUGAUGCAGGGAUAUUCUGAAUCCGAAUAAUAGUUCUUUUCUUUUUCCUAAGGUUGUAUGUUGUAUUGAGUCUAGUUUAGGAAAGUAUGUUUUCAUCUGUCUGGAUCAGCUCUGUCGAAUAGAAAUAUAAUGUGAACCACACAUGUAAUUAAAAACUUUCUAAUAGCUACAUUAAAAAGAGUAAAAAUAAAGAGGAAAAGUUACUUUUAAUAAUAUAUUUUAUUUAGCCCAACAUAUCCAGAAACUUACACUUCGGUAUUUAACCAAUAUAGACACUUCCCGAGAGACUUUGCCUCUCUUUCGUACUAAGUCUUUGAAAAUUGUGUAUUUUAUACUUCAUAGAUAUCUGUUUGGACUAGCACAUUUCAAGUACUCAGUAGCUCCCUCUAGCAAAUGUAGUAUAUGCUCCAGCAAAUGGGCAUAUUAAGCAGUGCAGAUCUAGAGAAUAUCUUCUUGUCCUCCCAAGAUUCCUUAAAUUCAUUCUUAGUUUGAAUGCCUAUUGUUGCAAUCCUCAGAGUGUCCUCCUCCUCCUCCUUAUAGAGAUACAUGAGGUGGAAACUACUUCUAUGAUGAUACUAAGUGUAGCAUCGGAGUGUAGAGCCUAGUUUUCUAGAGGAUACAUGACACUUGGUAUCGCAACAAAUUGAACACAGAAGCAGGUAGAAGAAUCCAGCUGUCUUCUGUGAAAUCAGAUGUUAAAAAAUAGAUUUGCAAAAUGCAAAACAAUGGCACUGUUCUCACUAAGAGGUUUGUUUGUUUGGGAAAAUAAUAUUUUCCACAAACGGGUUUAUUGUUCUCUUGAAAGGAAUUAAUACAUGCAAUAAUUUUUAAGAGGGUAAAGGGAUUCUUAGACCAGAAAGUUGGAGACACAGGUUGAAUUCCCUUGGUUCUUUAUUUGGCAUUAUUGAUGACAGGUAUUCUACAUAAGUGUGUUUUCCAACUAACGAAGUGUUAUUGCACAUUUUAGAAUGUCCAGAUGUUGUUUAUUGUAUGGAGCAUUUUCUAAAAUACAUCAUGUACAUGUCAGACGAUACUGAAUGUAAUCUAGCAUGUCCUGUUGACUGGACCCCGGCGACAGCUCUGCAUCCAGAGCUUACGUAUCCGCGGAGCUCUGUGUCAAGUUCAUCUAGCUGUACAUUUGCAGUGUUGGUCUCUUCCGGUUUGGACAGAGGAUCCAAAGGCCAAAUUUCCACUUUUAGCAGUUUUAUUUCAACUGUUAACCAGAAGAAAGAAGCUGCUGAAAACAGAAGUUCACCUACACAUCUUGUUUUCCCUAACAUCAAGAAUGUGAGAGACCUACCACCAAUUUGCCUUGAUGUUAGACAAAAACAGCGUAUCUCUACAGAAGCAUCAUCAUCAUCUGAAACGAAGGCCCCAGUUCUUCCAGAACCUGUUCUUCCUAACCAGCCCAAGACCAUGAAAGACUUUCAGGAAGAUACAGAAAAAGCUAAGUCGUCAGGAGAUUGGAAAGCAGUACAUGAUUUUUAUCUGACAACAUUUGAUUCUUUCCCAGAACUAAAUGCUGCAUUUAAGAAAGAUGCCACCACCUCAUUUAAUACCAUUGAAGACUCUGGGAUUAAUGCUAAGUUUGUGAAUGCUGUAUAUGAUGCCUUACUUAAUACUCCUCAAGACAUUCAGAAGACGGUAUUAAAGGGAAUCAUUAACAGCCUAUUACGAGAAUGGAAAGGUCCACGAACAAAAGAUGAUCUUAGAGCAUAUUUUAUACUUCUACAGAAUCCUCAAUUUAAUAACACAUCUACGUAUGUCAUCUAUGCUCACUUGCUACGACAGAUAGCUACCUUAGUGGAAGCUGAUCAUCAUUUCCUAGUUCACUGGUUUAAAAAAUUGUCCCAGAAGAGGUUCAAACAAUUGGUAGAGAGAUUGCUGCAAUUUAUUUCCUUACGCCUGUUUCCUGCAAAGCCUGAAGAAUUUCCACCUAUAACAAAGUGCUCCUGGUGGAUCCCAUCAGCAUCUAAAGUGUUGUCUUUACUCAAUACUGCAAACAGUUUGGUUCACCCUCCCCUUAUUCCUUAUACUGAUUUCUAUAAUUCUACAUUGGAUCACAUUGAUCUCAUGGAAGAAUACCACACCUGGCAGAGCUUUGGAAACUCUCACAGGUUUUCCUUCUGUCAGUACCCAUUCGUUAUUUCUAUAGCUGCAAAAAAAAUCAUUAUUCAAAGAGACUCAGAGCAACAGAUGAUAAGCAUCGCAAGGCAAAGUCUGGUGGAUAAAGUAUCUCGAAGACAGAGACCUGAUAUGAACAUGCUAUUUCUAAAUAUGAAAGUAAGACGGACACAUCUGGUUAGUGAUUCGCUUGAUGAGUUAACCCGGAAAAGAGCAGACUUAAAAAAGAAGUUGAAAGUUACGUUUGUAGGGGAAGCUGGUUUGGAUAUGGGUGGCUUGACCAAAGAAUGGUUCCUUCUUCUAAUUCGCCAAAUUUUUCAUCCAGAUUAUGGCAUGUUUACAUAUCACAAGGAUUCACACUGCCAUUGGUUUAGCAGUUUUAAAUGUGAUAACUAUUCUGAAUUCCGAUUGGUUGGAAUUCUUAUGGGACUAGCUGUUUAUAACAGCAUUACCUUGGAUAUUCGUUUCCCCCCCUGCUGUUACAAGAAACUGUUGAGCCCUCCCAUCAUUCCUAGUGAUCAGAAUACACCAGUAGGUAUCUGCAGUGUGACCACUGACGACUUAUGUCAAAUUAUGCCUGAGUUGGCCCAUGGGUUAAGUGAACUCCUAUCAUAUGAAGGCAAUGUUGAAGAAGAUUUCUAUUCAACAUUCCAGGUUUUUCAAGAAGAAUUUGGAAUAAUUAAGUCCUAUAAUUUAAAGCCAGGUGGUGAUAAAAUUCCAGUUACCAAUCAAAAUAGGAAAGAAUAUGUACAGCUUUAUGUUGACUUUCUUCUCAACAAAUCCAUCUAUAAGCAGUUUGCUGCAUUUUAUUAUGGAUUUCAUAGUGUGUGUGCUUCAAAUGCCCUGAUGCUGCUUCGUCCAGAAGAGGUUGAAAUUCUGGUCUGUGGAAGUCCUGAGCUGGAUAUGCAUGCUCUGCAGAGAAGCACUCAGUAUGAUGGCUACGCGAAAACAGACUUAACUAUACGAUAUUUUUGGGAUGUUGUGCUUGGAUUUCCUCUUGAUCUUCAAAAGAAGUUGCUACAUUUUACUACAGGAAGUGACAGAGUGCCUGUAGGAGGAAUGGCUGACUUGAACUUUAAAAUCUCAAAGAAUGAAACUUCUACUAACUGGUUGCCUGUGGCCCACACCUGCUUCAAUCAACUUUGCCUUCCCCCCUACAAGAGCAAAAAGGACCUGAAGCAGAAAUUGAUCAUUGGAAUUUCAAAUUCAGAAGGUUUUGGACUUGAGUAACCUAGAAGACUUGAAAUAUAUUUUAUAUGUAGCAUUCACUUCCCUCUUAUUGUGCCUUUAACCUUUUCAUGUCUCUGUCUCACAACACCUUGACAAAGCUCACCAACUUUAAAAUACUGAUUUUUUUUUUUUAAAUCGAGUAUGAAGUAUGUUCAAUGGGGGAGGCACGAUUUUCUAAAAACACAGAAAUCGCUCGAGUAAGGAAGAGACCAGACAGCAGAGACAGGUGUGGGUCCGGCCCCUCUUUUUUAUAGCACUUUAUGAUUCUCUGUAAGUAGCUUCUCACAGGUGUUCCACUGGGAAAGCAAAGCACAGUGAAGCACGCGUUGACCCCGUCGCGGAGCCCAGUGGCAGAUUGCGUGCUGCCAGCACACGUAGCAACGCACAUAGCUCCAUUCUCAUUCAUGUAAGGCAUGUAGCCAUAUUUUCAUACACCUGAGGGCAACAACAAACAGCAGUAUAAAUGCAGUUUACAGGGUUUUUUGAUAUACUGGCUUUGGUCCUAUAAGAUUCUUUUCAACUGUUGCUGAAAAGCAUGUAAAUAACUACAAACUAGCCUGAGAAUAAUGGGAUUUUGAUAGUGCCAUUUAUUGCUAAAAGAUUUAUUUUUACAAAGUAAAUUCAGGGUUUUAGAUGUGUAUACAGCUUUUACAAAUCAAUAAAGAUGACUGUACAGGAGUGUUAACUAUUUUCAGACCAUUGGGUUCGAGGUUAUGUUCUUUUAAGUAACGUUAGUCUGCAUGCACGUUGGCAGUAAACUAGUUAGAGUAUUCUGUAAUAUUUGUAUAAUGAUCAUUUCUUCUUAAGGGUCAGAAUAUUAGGAAAUCAGAUCUAACUAAUUGUUGAUAAAUUAAGUCAAUUACAAGCACAAAAGAAAAGAACUGUUUUUAUACAUACUUUGACAUACAAGGCUUAUUUCUAGUAUUUUUGAUCACCAGUUGUACUGAAACACUAAUUUUUGCUAAAGGCUAGGAUAAGAUAUUUGACAAAAGUGAAUACAAUAAUAACAUCUGUGUCAAAAUGAUAUAGCUUGGUGUAAAAAUAAAGUUCAACAUUUUGGCCAAAAUGUUUGUAUUUCACUGGAUUCUGAAUGUAGUAAAUUCAAAAGUUCCCUUUUUGGAGUUUCUUAAAAAAGCAGCAUGUAAAAAGAAACUACAUUUUAAGUGAGACAGUAAAUGGUUUUCUUUUUAUUUACAGCAAAUGAAGCAGUUUUAUUAGCAUGUUACAAAUAUUUUCGAAUCAAGACUUCUUUAUUAUACUUUGAAUAGCUUUCCUUCAGAAAACUCUGAAGAUGUAUUUGCAAUAAUAAUGAAGCCAGCAUUUAGUACCAGCAUAUGGUUCACAGGCAAAUAAUACUGUCCCCCAAUUUUUUCUCAGUUACACUGUUUUCUUACUGCUCUGCUUCCUGCACCCAACCAGCAGAAUUCUUUUAGGGUGGAGGAACGAAUUAACUCAUUCUCCUGUAGUUCGAAAGCCAAUUCGCCAAUCUUCAAGGAAAAGGAGUUAAUUACUUUGUUUACUAUUCUCUUUAAGACGGAAGUGACUCUGCUUUUCCAUAGGGUAUACUAUGUCAAGGAUUUUUCUUCUUAAAAACCUUGGAAAAUCCUAAGAAAGUUCAAGGCAUGUUGGUUUUGUUUCGUUUGCUCUGUUUUUUAUCCAUAUGCAAAUAAAACUGCUUCUCGGUUACUCUGCUUGAAAUAGAACGUAAGAUGUUUAAUGUAGGUUACUGCUUACUAGUAAGCACAAAAGAAUCAUGUAUAAGAAAUCAGACUUAAGUGUUUUAAAUAAAAUGUAAACAGUUUUUAUUUGGUAGAGACGGGAAAAUUGUGCUGGCUUGGUCUGCAUGUUUAAUGAUGUGCUUGUAUAUCGAUAGCUAUGUCACUUUUAAAUAAGUACACAAGCAAGCCAAAUUUUUAAAUGACAAAGUCCAUAAAUAACUGGAAAACUAUUGUUGUCUGUUGUUAAUAAGUUGAAAUUUGUAACCAUUUAUCACUUACUUACACAUUGCCUUUAUUUAUUUAUGUUCUGUUUUUGGUUUACAGUGUAAUAAUACCUCAUUUUUUUAAAAAAAUCACUACUGUUCUAUUUCAUUAAUUUAAAUAGCUAGAAAAUUCAUGUAGUUGCUUUUUUAAAUAUAAUCUGUUAAGGAAUUCUUGAUUUUUAUAUCCGCCACAGUAAAUUAAAGCAUUGCACAGUAUUUAUCAGUAUUUACAAAAUGUCCUGUCCUUUUUAAAUCUUUGCUUAAUCAUAUUUUUGUCUGUAUGAUCAAAAGUUUUUAAUGGUCUGUCUUUUUUGUACAAAUCUGUAUUGUAUUAAGUUGUUCAUUUCUGGAAGAAAAAUUUUCAAAUAUUAAAGUUAUGCAAUCAGUCAGG
Acinonyx jubatus (cheetah) is the source of this 13362-nucleotide messenger RNA. RefSeq names its product HECT domain E3 ubiquitin protein ligase 2 (gene HECTD2). NCBI's taxonomy places the organism in Eukaryota, Metazoa, Chordata, Mammalia, Carnivora, Felidae. Gene Ontology annotation, molecular function: ubiquitin protein ligase activity. Gene Ontology annotation, biological process: protein polyubiquitination. The transcript has 21 exons. Bases 8627 to 10990 code for a protein of 787 amino acids. The record is from RefSeq and is a predicted model, not a curated record.